Molecule: messenger RNA, 6372 nt
Organism: Pyricularia pennisetigena
Lineage: Eukaryota; Fungi; Ascomycota; Sordariomycetes; Magnaporthales; Pyriculariaceae
Exons: 1
Coding region: 1-6372 (2123 amino acids)
Molecular function (GO): protein binding
Source: RefSeq, a predicted model, not a curated record
AUGGCAGCCAGCAGCAGUCACGCUGCCCAGAACGUCAAGAAUAACAUCAACGGCCGGAACAAGGUAGAAAGCGUCGCCGCGGUCGCCCUGGCAGAUGGCCUGUACGGUGCCGAACGCACGCCGGGCAGCGGCAUCAUCACACAGCUGGGGCCCGCACACACGCGUCUACCCAGCUUCCAGGACUUGGUCGACAGGUUGAAAGCCGUCGUGCCGCGCGCGCUCGCUUCGUCGGCUUCGUACAGCAAUGUUCUCGCGUGCCUGGUCGGGUGGGAGGCGAGGACAAGCGAGACGGCGGCGAGGCAGGAAUUCGCAGAGGUUUUGCAGACAAAGUAUGGAUACGACGUACGCGAGAUCAGCUUACCGAGUACGGACGCUGCGGCGGCAGAGUUUCAGUAUGGGGUGUAUGAGCACAUCCGAGACAUCAAUGCAAAGCAGGGGAUCAACAGCGACAGCCUCUUCAUCCUCUACUAUGGCGGUCCCUCGGGAUACCGAAAGAAGGACAGAAAGGGGUUAUGGAUGGACAGGGACGAGAAAGGAUUUGCAGGCAUCGAAUGGGAGAAGGUGAUGAAUCGCAUCCGACUGGUGACGUGCGACGUGUUGCUUGUGCUGGAUUGCGAUUUUGCAUCGCAGGUCGUGGAUCGGGACAUCGAGUGGCAUGGACGCUGCGAGGUGCUCUCUGGCAAUGGAAGGACGGGCUUCACCAGAGAUUUGACGACGGUGCUGGCCAAGUCGGCCGAUGAUUCCAAUAUCUCCGCUAUGCAGCUGGCAUGGACUAGACCCUCUGCAUCCGGCGCCGAAGAGGUCAGUAUUGGACAUUGGCAGCGCUUGACGACGAAUAGCAGUUUGCAGGCUAGCAUCCCAUUACGGCCCAUAUCCAAACAGAACGGAGAGACGCACUUCCCAGAAAGUACAUCCAUGUUGUCUCCAACCAAUACAUUAGACUCACUCGGAGAAGGUUCUGGAGGUAUUGCCCUCGUCUGUAUAAAGUUCGACAACGCGGCCAAAAGUCCCGUGAUGCAAGAAUGGAUCGAAUGGGGAAGACAGCGACAAGAGAACAAGAAGGCAUCCGGAGCUUCAAUUCUCGACACGAAGCUGCGAGAGCUGGUCAAGUGCCAUGAUCUCUUCGACGGCACACCGGCAACGGGUAUCGUCUCCAUGCCGGUCUGGCUAUGGAGCUGUCUAGGUCGACAUCCUGCCUGGAAGUUAAUAUCCAUCAUCUCAUCGGGCGCCGGUCUCGUCCAGGCACGUUCGCAGGUCCACACUGAAUCGAGGCCGUCCGGGCAAAAAAUCCCCAUGGACGAUCCCCCAAAAUACUCGGAGCACGACAAGUCCAAACAAGAGCAAAACUCGGGAAGCAGGGAUCCCCGGGACGACGAAAAAAUAGAAAUGAUCAAGGUGCGAACAGACAGCAACUUGCAGCGCCAGUUCGGCUCAGUACUGGCUGCUGCGCAGGCCCGCUACGCCGAGUCGACGGGGCUCGAUCUAAAGGACUUUAUGCAACCUCCGCUCCGCACCGUCGAGGACCUUCUCACCGUCGUCAACAGACAAAAUGAACGGUUCGGCAACUUUCGAGAAAAGCGAAAGUCGCUAUUCGAGGCCAUGUCCAUGGCUUGCCAGCCGCUCGAGGUUGUGGGGGACGCGUUGGCUGGGGCGGCCAGUGAGAUAUUCGCUCCGUCGCAGAACAUCUUUGCCGCCAUCAUGUACCUGAUCAGUGCGGCCAAGGACGUCUCGCAGGUCUACGACUCUAUCGAGGAGCUCUUUGGACAACUGGCCGACUUUACCUCCAGGCUCAAGUUCUACAUGUCCGAGAAGCUGUCCCCACAGUUGCACGACAAGGUUGUCGAGAUUCUGGCCACGGUCUUUGAGUGUCUCGUAUUGGCGACCAAAGAGGUCGAGCGCGGCCGGUUGAAGUCUUACUUUCGACGCAUUUUCGGCCAGGGCUCGCCAAUCCCCGACGUUAUAAAACGACUUUCAGUCCUCACAGAUGCAGAAACGAGACUCGUCACGGCGGAAACAAACGCUGUUGUGAAACGGUCUCUAUCCAACCAGGACCGCCUCCUUGAGAUCAUCUCUCGCGUUGAUGCCAAUGUGCAGACCAUUCGGACGGAAAGCCGGGAGCCCCAAACCAAGGAGCAGGCCUUAUCUUCCAACAGGAGCAAGCUCAAGACGAUCCUCCGUCCGUCCACGUAUGCAGAGGAUACGUACCUGGCGCUCAACCGUACCCGUACGCCCGGGACGGGCAACUGGAUCGUCGAGGAUCCGUCGAUGAAGGCAUGGAUCGCAGGUGACGUCCGCUUCCUCUGGAUCUGCGGCAACCCCGGAACGGGCAAGUCGUACCUAACAUCUCGCUUGGUCUCAUGGGGUCUGAGGCUGCUCGAGGAACAAGAGACGACUCACAUGCUGGGGUAUUUCUUCUUCAAGCACAACAACCCCGAGACGCGGUCCGUGGUCCAGGCUCUCCACGACAUGGCCUUUCAGAUCUCGGAGCAGGACGUCUUUUAUGGGAAGCAGGUCCUCAAAGGGGUCUCCAACGGCGGUGAGGAGAUCAAGACGGUCUCGAGCGCGUUCCGCCACUUGCUCAUCGAGCCGCUUGUGCCGGAUCAGUGGAGGAGGAACGUGUACGUUCUGCUCGACGGCCUCGACGAGGCAGACCCAGCGCAGCUGGCCGAGUUCCUUUCUCUGUUGAACGAACUGGGCCGACAGCCUGCCAACGGCACACGUGUGCAGAUCGCCAUGGUAGGGCGGACCUCGCUGACGGAUAAAAUCAACUCGUACCUCGAGGUGGGCUUGCGCAUCCUGCACAUCACGCCGGAGCGUAGCAGGGUCGACAUCACCCAGUACAUCAAACAAGGAGUCAACUCGACACGGGUCCUGCGGGGAACGACGCCAGAGUUCAAGCAGCAGGUGGUCGACACGAUGCUGGCGCAGGUCGACGGGCUGUUUGUGCUGGCCAAGUUCAUGCUGGCCGAGCUGGCGCGCGCCCGGCAUCCACGGCGCGUCAUAGAGGCGCUGCAGUCUUAUCCCAAGGAGAUCAAUGGGAUGCUGACCAAGACGGUCCUGGACUUUUCGGCAUCCAUCACGCAGGAAGAGGCAAACGACCUCAACGAGAUCCUGUGCUGGGUCUGCGUGGCACAGAUGGGCCUCACUCUGGAGCAGAUCGAAUCCAUCCUGACCCUCAAGGUUGGCGACUCGCCUUUCCGGCUCGAGGAGAUGCUGCGCAGCCAGUUCUCGGCAUUCUUCACCCUCGAACGAGCGGACGGACUGACGACGGCCGAUCUUGCCGACCGCGCAUACACCGCCAUCCGCCAACAGACGGCCACAUCCGACGUCCGCUCUCCCGACUUGCCGGAGAACGACGCGGACGGGGAGAUGGAGUUUUCAUCCAACCGCCGCACCACGACCGUCACCUUCUCGCACGCCUCUGUGCGCGACUUCUUCCGCGACGAGGCGUCGACUUCCCUGCGCGCAAGCAAAGAUGCCCCCGCCAUCGGGUUCAGGCUCAUCGAUGCGCGCCUGCACGUCUUGAGGACUUGCAUGCGCAUCUUUACGGACCCGGAGUUCUUCACCGUCAGCAUCGGUGCCAUCAACGACGAGGGCCUUUCCCUGCAGCGCUAUGCGGCGUGGUACUGGCAAGAGCACCUCGAGGACCUCGACCGCGACGCCCUCCCGCAAGAGAUCAAGGCCGAUAUCGGGCGGGAGUUGGUGACUAUGCUGACCGACGAUAUCGUGCUUCUGGCCUGGACGAACUUGUUCGAGGAGUCGCUCGACAUCUGGACAGACGGCAACAUCGCGUGCGUGCGGUCCUGGCUUGGAGAUGCCGAGGUCACGUCCCAGCUCGGCGCCGAGGACAAGGCGUGGGCGGAAGCGGCCUCCAAGAGUCAAGUGAUCAUGCUCGAGCCUAUGGGUACCGUGUUUGCACGGGCUUGGGUUGAAGAGGGCUUCGUGACCUACAUGCCAACGCUCUUCUGUUUCGGUGUCGUUCAGGUGCUUGCCCUCAUGUCGGAGGACCCGGCCACGUCGCUCUGGUCCGACUCGGAGCGCCACUGGGGAGACAUCAGCUUUGAAACGCGCGUCGAAAAGGCGGCCGAGUGGGCGAGGGCACACAUAUCCACCGGGGGCAACACAGGCCACUGGUACCGCCGCAUCGGGUCCACGCUGCUCAACGUGGGCCUGCACAACCACGCGCUGCGGUACUUCCAGACUGCGCUCUCCGUCGACGACGACCUGGGCGAGAGCUGUGGGCGCAUUGGGCUGUGCCAUUCCAUGUCGGGCGACUACGCGCGGGCCCUCCGGCUGCACCUGGUCGCCGAGGCCGUCGAGCUCCAAAACCUGUCCCAGGCGCUGCACAUGGACUUGACGGACCCGGACUCCAUGACGCCCUCGGCUUCAUUUUCCAAGACCUCUUCGGCAGCGCAGAGCUUCACCAUGACGCCCGCGUCCUCUUUCUCCUCUGCCACCACCGCAUCAACCACCUCGACGGUGCUGGCGUCCCGUCGGACAAGUCGCCAUGUCGAGGCCGCAAAGUGGCGCCUUUACCAGAGCCUGAGACAGAUUGCCGAGUGCUACAACAGGCUGGGGGAUGUGGACGAGGCACUGCGCAACGCCAGGCGAGCAAUGUCGGAUCUGUUCAGAGACAACAGGCCCCCCUUUGAGCCCGAGGCAGCAUACGCCGCCAUCCUGGCCUCGCACUCCAAGCUCGACGGCCUGUUGGCCCUCGCCCGCGAGCUGGAUGCCAGGUAUACAACACGAGACGGCGGAGACAGCCGCUUCGUGUCGUUCCUGCUCUCUCAGGUCCCCGACGGGGUCAUCAGCCUCUGGCUGCCCGAGGCGGCGGCCCGCAGGGACGAGACGGCCGCCAUGGCGGAGCGAUACGGGCGAGCCGUGGCGGCGGCGCGAGAGGCCCAGGACGCCUGGCGGGAGCUGUACCUCGUCAACUGCCUCGGGCGCGUCUACCUCUGCUCCCCCGCGACGGUGAGCGAGGCCAUCGCGCUCCACGAGACGGCGCUCUUUUCGCCGGCCUUCAAGCCCCAGCGCGGCAGCAUGGGCGUGCGGGCCGAGCACGUCGCGGCGUUUGCGCAGCUGGCCAGGGCCUACUUUGCGCGCGCGCUGGCCGCCGACCCGUCCCUCACCAGCUGGUCCGCCGUGUCGCCCUGGAUCGGCAAGCUCGGGGUCCUGAUGGCCAAGCGCAACGGCUUGUUCCGCGACUCGUCCGACGGCGCGAGGAUGCGGGCCGCCGGCCUCGAGUUCAACGAGGCGGCCGUCUACCUGAUGGUACUCUACAGGGUGCAGGGGCUCUCCAAGAGCCUGAGCGAGGAUCGCGAGAGGUGGCUGUCCAAGAUGCGGAGGUUGGCCGCCCUGCGGGUCAUGGAGAGCCUGGAGCUGCUUGAGGACGACGAGCCCCAGAACGACGCCGUCGCCGUCCGGAACCUGCAGAGGACCCUGCUCGCGGCCGGGGACGACGCCAAUGCGAGGGCCUUGUGGGUGUCGUCGAGGAGGCCCACCACCGUCGGUGCCGACGCCGGCGACGCCAGGAAGGCCGUUGGAACGCUGAGCCCAGCCCUGGGCAGCAGCAAGGGGAAAGCCACGCCGCCUGUCGGACCGAGCGUGGUUAUCGCGCGCCCGGACGCACCGAGAAGAGACAGCCCGGGAGGGGGCUCGGCGCGACUCGCCGCCGGGGUAUCACCACACCGCCGAUCCUCUGCCGCCUCGCCGCAUCGACACAACUCGGGAUCUGGGUCGCCGCGCACGAGUCCCUCCAUGUCGCCCUCGCCGAGGCGAAAAGGCCGAGACCUGGUGCUCCCGUUCGUCUUCGACCCGGCCUGGAUGCUGACGGACGACGACGACGACGGCAGCGGCGCAGGCCAGUACAGCUUCCCCAGCAACGGCAGCAGCAGCAGCAGCUAUGGCGGCGUGGCCGGGGCGAACCCCGUGUGCGACUUUUGCCUGCGCAGGCUGGAGCCGGCCGAGGAGCUGUUUGUGUGCAAAGUCUGCCUCGACUGCAAGUUCUGCGCGCCCUGCCUCGGGCUCGUCAGGGCCGGCACCCGGGGCAAGGGCUCGUGCGUGUGCAGUGCCGAGCACGCGUGGCUUGCCGUGCCGCCUCUGGAGCGGGAGCUCAAGGCCGGCGAGAUUCUCGUCGGUGGCGGCGUUGGCGAUCCCGCCACCGCGGUCAUGAAGCUGGAGGAGUGGAAGGCCGGCUUGAGGCUCAAGUGGGUCGUCGGCCGGGGCCGCUCCAGCGGCGCCAACAGUCGGGCGCUGAGCGCCGCCAGCGGUGCGAGUGAACGGGGCCACAGCCGCGUGCCCAGCGGCGACAGCCAGAAUGGAAAAGACGCGAGGAGGACUUCUGGGCUGGGGAUUUCUGGGUUUGGGGAGUGA